Doryrhamphus excisus (bluestripe pipefish) is the source of this 4355-nucleotide messenger RNA. RefSeq names its product receptor (G protein-coupled) activity modifying protein 2 (gene ramp2). NCBI's taxonomy places the organism in Eukaryota, Metazoa, Chordata, Actinopteri, Syngnathiformes, Syngnathidae. Gene Ontology annotation, cellular component: signaling receptor complex; membrane; cell surface. Gene Ontology annotation, biological process: G protein-coupled receptor signaling pathway; cellular response to hormone stimulus; angiogenesis. The record is from RefSeq and is a predicted model, not a curated record. Gene Ontology annotation, molecular function: coreceptor activity.
UUAUUUUGCCCUUUUUUGGUCUUCUGUAAUUCCGUGUUUGAGUUUCCAAGCUUCCAAGUUUCAUCCCUAAUCAUUAUCUGGACACAAACUGUAUCCCAUCAUAACACGUUAGGUGUUUUGCGUCUACAUGUUGAUUAACUACGUGUGUCCGCUCCCACGGGGAACAUUUGGGAUGAUUCCCAUCAAGUCAAAGACGGCGAGCUAGCUGGGAGACCUCGGCCAAGAAGAUCUUUGUGUGUGUUCCUUCUGCUUCCACUCCAACACAAACUCCCGGAGAGGUCUCCUCAGCCGGCUCACGGGGUGAAAGGUGAAAUGAAACUCCGCUCCUCGAGCGUGUGCCCCCCACCUGGCGCAACUUCCUCAGUUUUGUUCGUCAUUGUGGCCCCCAUGCAGGGAUCUUGUGAAACCGGUUUGCAGGAGCAACAAGCAAACCAGAAAGCGCCCCUUUUGCUGUUCCUCAUCAUGUGCCUUCCUCCCCCUCCGCCGUGCUCCCCUCCCCAUCUCUUCCUCCCACUGCAAGCUCCUCCUCUUGCAGAAAAGACACUUCCUGAUGUCAUUACUAAAUCAAAAAGCGUCCCAGACCAGCUAACAGAUGUUAAGAGAGGCCCCAGUGUGCUGAUUCGGUGACAUAUACCAUAUAUAAGACUGUGGGACGCCCCUGCGCUUUCUUGUAUCAGUGAAAAUUUGGGAUUAAAAAUACUAAGAUUUGCAAUUUGGCGAGGAUUACAUCCCGAUGGCGUCUUCCGUGAACCAGAAAGUCACCCGAUGACUAAUAAAACAAGACAAAUAAAUACUAUUUUUUGUAGUGGUAACUCCGGUUUUCUUAGUAAUUCAAACCAAAGAAAACUGAAAAGCUUCGUAUACGUUCAAGUUUUACCUAUAAAAAACAUUUCUUCACUUAUCACAACCUUUUACCAAGUCAUAACCACGUUUUCUAUGCUCCGACUUAUUAAUAUAUAUAUAAAAUUACCAAUUUUUACCCUUUUAACUGUAUAGGUGACCUGUGUACAUGUUCACCAGAAAACAAGAACAGAACUAUCAUGCUAGGAUUGAAUUAGCUCUACUUCUUCCUACUCCUUUUUGGGCAAUUACAACAUUGGUUCUCGGCCUCUCUUGGCUCACUCGGGAUAGAGUAUGGUAAUGGUAAUGGUUGUAUUUCAUUUGAACAUGCAUCAGAUUACAAUUGAAUGCAUCACAUAAUCAGUUCACAGUUCCACAUGUCUAAAAAGGAGUAGGAAGAAGCAAAGCUUAUUAAAUCCUACUCCUCCAUCUGGUACUUUUACAAUCAGUAACUGUUGCAUUUGUUCACUUCCUGCUUUCAUAUCAUUUUUAAAAAAUUUUUUUAAAUUUAUUUCAUUAAUUUUAAUUUAAGUAAUUUUAAUUUAAUUUAGUUUUAUUUUAUUUUUUGUCCCGUACCAAAGUAUGAGGUGAUAUGACCAUACAAUGACAUAAUGUGUACCAUAGUAAGGGUCAAUAUAGUGAUAUAUAUAGCACAUCAUGACUGGUUCAAGACUCUUCAUCCUAAUUUGUUCACUUCCUGCUUUCCUAAUAUAGUUUAAGUUAAAAUUUAUUUAUUUUUUUUUAUAGUUUUUGCUAAAUAUAGUAGUAUAUAGUUGUAGUUGCUAAAUACCAUGGAGUAUGAAGGCCACAUUGAAAUAAAUUCUUAAUUUACAAUGUUUAAUAUGUAAAUUUACAACAAUUUUCUCGUAAAUGUACACGUUUUUUUUUCUCAUAAAUUUCCAACUUUUUGGAAAUGUUUUCCCCAAUGUGGCCGUAAUACGCCAUCGUAGCUAAAACAACAAAUCCAAGAAGCACUCGUUAGCGCCCAGUCAUUCUUGAAUUUGUCUCAAAUGAACCUCAAUAACAGUUUCCCCCGUCUCGCACAUUCAUGAUCCAGUCCACCCCAGAGAAACUCUCGCCCUAAAUGUUUGCUUAUGUUUCCUAUUUGGCAGAGGCGGCCUUAAAAAAAAAAAAAGAAAAAAGGCAAAUAAAUCACAUGCUGUGAAGCUGGCCAGGCCUUCCACUGUGAGAAACUGAGACUAAAAAGCAGAACAAGAGUUGAGGACUAAAGGGUUUUCAGAUGUGAGUCCAGCCCAGCUCGCUUGGGUGUGCGCCCUCCUUUUAUUCGGGGGAGAAUGGCUGUUGCCUCCGCCCCCUCUAGAAGGGAAGACAGUCGCAAGGAAGCGUGCGUCGGAGAGGGGAAGAGCUGCCGCCGAGGCGCGGGGGCCAUCGGGCUGAUCUGAGAACAUCUGGCGAGGCAGGGUAGCUCUGCUUGGACGCCUGCUCGCAGAGGUUACGCCACCGCGCUCUCAUCCUGCUGCCGGGUCGGCGCUUCCUGUUAUGCCUCGCCGUGCUUUUAAGCUUCUUCACGUAGGGUCAUCCGUCCUAGAGGAGACACCUUGAUAUAUUUAUUCUGACAUGAAGGGAGCGCUCUGUUUGAUUGGGGUGUUCCUCUCGUUUCUCUACGAUGCCACCUAUGGAGAUCAUUCCAGCUCAAUCGCAGCCUGUGGGAACAAGUCUCACAGUUGUCCGGACUACUGCUCAAUCUGCGCCGACUUUUACGGCAACGCCACCAUGGACUGCUUUUACAACCUCUUGCACAGCCUGUGCCUCGCCAACUUCAACAAGGCCAUGGCGGCGCUGAACACCACAGACUGGUGCAUCUGGCCAAACGUCAGCGGGUUGUACAGCAACUUGAGCCAUUGCACAGAGAAUAUCUCCGAGUGUCUCCUCAUCCCGUGGCCCGGUCCUCUGGUGGAGCAGAUCUUUGUCGACAUCCACUCCAGCUUCUUCAAGGAGUGUCCCAUGGAGGAGCUCAGCGACCCACCGCCGGCCAUUAUCUUCGCUUUGGUCAUCACCCCCGUUCUCCUCAUCCCUGUCAUGGUCAGUCUCGUGGUCCUCAAGACCAAGAAUGGAGAUAGCAGUUCAUGAUGUUGCUGCUGCGGACCCCGACAAGGAUGUGAACAUUUCCAAACAGACAAAACCUACCAUAGGUGCAUUGUGUGUGGUUCCGUGUAGGCUUCUCUUCAAGGAACUAGAAGGUUCCUGUCAUUGUUAUCUACAUCCAGGGAACAUUAAGCAAAGCAAGAAGCCCGGUUGAACCGUUUGCUGGUACCACUUUUGAGUCAUCCAGUUGACUCUUGCUCAUCCAAUCAGCAUUUCUUUCUUGAGGUCCUCCGUCGUAUUUAAUUAAUGAUGCUAAGAUACCAAUAUCAAAACCACUUCCCCACUGCUCUACCUUCAGGUUCUUUAGAUAGCCUGCAACUAAAUGUAGACCCUUUUUCCUGAAAGUUCCUAGAAAAGUCCAACUUGUUGUCCAGUCAGAGGCUGCCUUCGUCUCGUGGAAUGACGACCUCCACUGCAGACCCUAGUUCCAAAGUUCUUUAUAAUCUUUUGAAAGCACCGUGGGAAGGAAAGCCUGGAAGUAGACUGAAGGUUUGGUUCCUACGAUCGAAACAUGAGAUGUUUCUAGCUUUUCAUUCCAGAAUCAGAGCACUACUAAGUCCAGUAUGGUUCCUCUUGAUGUAGCUUGUGUUUCAGUGUUGGGGGUGUAGGCAGGUUAGCUAGUCUUAGGUUUUCUUCUUGGAGUCUUCUCUUGAGGAAUGACAGAAAGGCAACCAAUCAAAACAGCUAAACCCAGAAGUCCAUUGAACCUUCAGGAGUUGGAGACCUAGAACUAAAUUCAGAGCGGAUUUUGCGGUCGAGUGUAACACAGUCCUACAAGUCCAGAUCUGUUUGGUUUGACCAACACCUUGUAAUUGGGGGGGGGGGACGGGGGGGUACUACCUUACCUUCAGACCAAAACUCAAGAUGAUGCUUUGUUUUUCGUUUUCCGGAAGUAACCAUUCUCUCUCCCAACAAUCCCAGCUUCGCCCUUUGCUACUGUACCUGGGACCCCAAUAGGAGAGUACCCAAAAAGUAAUACCGAAUGGUGGCUAUCAAUACUUAUGACAAAAACUGUACGGCGUGGUGAAAACAAGACAUCAGUCUGACAAAAGUCUUGCUACGUUGCGUCUUUAGCAAUAAGUGUUGGGCGGCGACAGGAAAACAUAAUGGAAAGGAAAGGAUGGGAUGCCAAAAGGAAGGUGAGGAUCCUUCUUUCCUGCCAUUGUCUCAUUUUCAAACACAAUUCCUUCCAAAGCUAAAACGCCGACAACCGUCAUGUCAUGAUGAGUUUAAAUGACUUAAAUAAGAUACUAAGACAUUUUGCAUUUUAGCAAGAAAACAUUUUGACGCAAAAGCUAUAUGUGCUUUCAGGUGUUUAAAUCCAGUCACUGUCUAAAGUCACUGCAAACUGUACUGUAGUAUCAUUAAAAACACAUUUUAAACUGUGAAAUCCAAGCUUGGCCUUGUUA